AUGACAGAGAAAGAUGAAGGAAAACGUCUUCAAUUGAGUUUAGAUAAACUUGGUGAUUGGGAGAAAGAGAUGAGUCAAGUGGAAAGAGAAGCCGAGAUCUAUAGAAUCAAAAAGACACAACCAAUGUAUGCCAAAAGACGUUCUAUCUUGAAAGAAAUUCCAAAAUUCUGGUACAUAGUAUUAGCUGAAAAUGAUGAUUUUGCUGAUUAUAUUAGUCCUGAUGAUUUAAAGUACUUGGAGUAUAUUGAUGAUAUCUAUGUUUAUUAUCCCAUUGUCGAUGAUGAGGCAGGUCAUUUUAAGGAUUUCAAUAUAACUGUAACUUUUGGUAAGAAUCCUUAUAUUCCAGAACAAGAAAUAACGAAAAAGUUCAAAAUCGUAAUACAAGAGGACGGAGACGAACGCAUAGUGUCAGAAUCAGUUGAAGUCAAAUGGCCCCAUGAGUUGAGCAAAAUUAAUCCGUCCGUAAUUAAAGAAAAAUAUAAGGGCAAAGAUAAGAAGGACAUGUCUGCAAAGGACAAGAAAAACUAUAGGUUAGGAAUGAAAUCAUUCUUCUCGUGGUUCAAUUGGACUGGAGAAAAACCAGGUAAAGAGUUCAGAAAUGGAGAAGAUUUGGCCACUUUAUUAUCAGAGGACUUGUAUUUGAAUGCAUUAAAGUAUUAUAUUAUAGCAUUGUCACCGGAUGAAGAUGAUGAUGCAAAUGAUGAAGAAGACACAACUGAAGGUGAAGAAUUGGACUUGAGUGACGAUGAUGUAGAGGAAUCAGAGCUUCCUAAAAAGAGAACUUUGGAAGAAGAAGAAAAUGAACAUGCGACAAAAAAAUCCAAAUAA
Candida albicans SC5314 is the source of this 828-nucleotide messenger RNA. RefSeq lists its product as uncharacterized. Bases 1 to 828 code for a protein of 275 amino acids. The record is from RefSeq and is a predicted model, not a curated record. Gene Ontology annotation, biological process: nucleosome assembly. Gene Ontology annotation, cellular component: nucleus; chromatin. NCBI's taxonomy places the organism in Eukaryota, Fungi, Ascomycota, Pichiomycetes, Serinales, Debaryomycetaceae. The transcript has a single exon. Gene Ontology annotation, molecular function: histone binding; chromatin binding.